Triticum aestivum (bread wheat) is the source of this 1192-nucleotide messenger RNA. RefSeq lists its product as uncharacterized. Bases 104 to 688 code for a protein of 194 amino acids. NCBI's taxonomy places the organism in Eukaryota, Viridiplantae, Streptophyta, Magnoliopsida, Poales, Poaceae. The record is from RefSeq and is a predicted model, not a curated record. The transcript is spliced from 4 exons.
GCUACUUCGUUCUAUUUGUUUUUUUUCUUCACACCCAAGUCCCGCUGACACUGGACCCCACCAGGUCAUCUCCUUCCUCGGGUUGUACUCCUGUUAACGCACGAUGCCGAGUCAACCGACUCCAAUCCUCGUUGACUCGUCUCUGUUUCUGAUCCUUCUACCACGACCAACCCCAUAUAAUUUCCGCCCGAGUCCUCCUCUACCGAUUUUCGCCAAAACGGAGUUCUCCCGUGCCCUAGAACGGCUGUUCGAUCUCACCGGAGUUCAGCCGCUGUUGACCUCCACCAUCGUCGUUUCCGUCGUCGACAGGGGGGGAGCACCAGGACGCCGCCCACGAGCCCAACCCGAAGAAGAUCGCCGCCGCCCCAAAGCUCCUGUCGCCGUCGAUUCUGUCGCGUCUGGACGCAUCCAAACCGAGAACAUCGAGCUCGACCCGAAGCUCCACUCCGACGUCGCCGUCCAGCCGGUCCUCGCGGACGCUAGCAGAAGCUCCGGUCGCCCAGGGGCACAUAUUCGAGUUCGCUGUGUUCCUCCUCACCUCGUCCUGUUCUCCCCUAGCUUGGGAGACCUCUCCAGCGAGCGCACGCUCGAAGUCCGAGCCGGCCACGCCGUCUUCCUCAACUCCGGCGGCCAUCGAGCCAUGUCUCUCCAUGUCCAGAAUGUGAAGCGGAUCAGAAUUAAGCGUUAGAGUACUUCAACAUCGUUCAAGGCAAGUUUGCACUUUUGAUCUUGCUCAUCCUAUAUUCUGCUAUGCAUGUGUGAUUUUUAUGCUAUUACAUGUGCUUGGUUUGAUCUGUAUGUUCUCUGUUGUCAUAUUCUGAUAUUGAUUGUGUUAUGUGAUGGUGUGAUCAACUUGCUAUGGUAGACGUGGGCAUGUGUCGAGUGAUGCAUGGAAGUGGUGAGUGUUUAUAGCUGUAGGUUCCGGACUUUGACUCGGGUGAAUGCGUCAAUGGCUGAGCGCUCUAUUGUCCCUAGAGAAUGCGCCAUGACUGAGUGCACUUGAGUUGUCGGGGCUUUUUCUCAUGUGAAUGCAUCACUGGCUGAGCGCUCUAUUGUCCCUAGAGAAUGCGCCAGGGCUGAGCGCACUUGAGACAUCUUGAAGAUCCUUAAUGUUUGCACCUUGCCUAUGUCGUGGAGGUAGGUGAAGAUAGUUUUACGCGAAACCAAACUUGAGUGUUUUGUUUGUCAUACU